Molecule: messenger RNA, 1433 nt
Organism: Phyllopteryx taeniolatus (common seadragon)
Lineage: Eukaryota; Metazoa; Chordata; Actinopteri; Syngnathiformes; Syngnathidae
Product: protein FAM107B-like
Exons: 4
Coding region: 417-917 (166 amino acids)
Biological process (GO): actin filament polymerization; actin filament bundle assembly; regulation of actin cytoskeleton organization
Cellular component (GO): synapse; stress fiber; neuron projection
Source: RefSeq, a predicted model, not a curated record
UGCGUAAGUGCACGUGUGUGUGCCUGCGUGUGUUGCAUGUGUAUGAGGGUUUGUGUGUGUGUGUGUGUGUGUGCGCAUGACUGAGUGUCAGUGAGUUAGCAUGCUAGCAUUAGCCCUGAAGACAUGUUUGCUAUGAUGCAAACUUUAUUUUGACGCUCUCGGUCACUUUUGACCACCUAGCGUAGCGUUAGCCUCCCGCGGCGGGCGUGACGCUCACCUGACUCGAGGAGGCGGCCACGCCCACUUUACAGACAUUACAACGGACGCCCCUGAAGGCGGCGUGGGAAAGCCGAGAGAAAGAAAGAAAGAAAGGGAGGAGGAAGUUGACCGGGAUCAUGUGAGCGGCACUUGGCGCUGGCUCAGCGGGGAGGAAAACCGAUGAUCGGGGGCCCAACUCGCGAGGGCGACACAAAGACAUGGACGAGAGAAAAUUGCAUUCCGCUUCAUCUUCGGCGCACGCUUGCGACCCGGCGCCGCCUCCGGCCGACUGCCUGACGGACCGCCGUGACCACCGUCACGACCGACGUCAUCGCGACCGCGAUGACCUCAUCAAACCCAGAAAGUUGCUCAAUCCCGUCAAAGGUUCCAGAAGUCACCAGGAGCUCCACAGAGAACUUAUGACCAGCUGUAAACGAAGCGACAUGCGCGUGGAGAGCAGCAAGCCGGAACUCGAGCGCGUUCUGGAGUGUCGGCGGCGAGAUCAGCUGAUAAAGGAAAGAAAACAGGAAGAGGACGCGCGCAGGAAGAUUUCGCCUCUGGAAGCGGAACUCAGGAAGAGACUUCAAGCGCUGGAAGAGAUGGAAGCGGAGCAGCAGAAGGACGAGCGCGACAACCCGACGGCUCCCGAAUUCGUCAAAGUCAAAGAGAACCUCAGGAGGACGUCGUGCGUCGCCGGCAAAGGCGAGCAGCAAGUCUGACGUAGACGACGUGAGGGCGGGAUCGCUCGUGGCGUCUGCCUUCGGAUGUUGUGGACGUUCAAGCAGGCGGGGCACUUUUUCUUCUUCUUGUUUUUCUGACGAGAGAAGACGAAGCGUGGAAAGGACGCGGAAGCGCGCCGCCUGCCGGAGGACUCGCGGAAGGACAGCGCGACCUUCACGCCUCGCGGUCGCCGGGGAACGAGCUUUCGACGUCGUCUUCACAACUGCCGGCAAUUUAGGGUCGACGAGACCAACUUGCACCUUCGAAUGGGAAUCGUUUCAUUUCGAAAAACUGCAAUCACUGAAUUUUGAAUCCGUGAAAAAGUUGAGAUCGAUCGUGGGGAAAUGGAAACCGACAAUUCUAAUAUCGAGGACGCAACCGCCAGGAAUAGCGAGUCAUCGUGAUGUCAUCGCGCCUGCUUCGUUAGCAUCUUAAUCCGAAAAGCCUCAUUUGAGCUCCGUUAAGUAAAUGUCAACAGACCACAAUCAUGUCUGAUGAUUAAAAGGCUAAUCACA